Molecule: messenger RNA, 2624 nt
Organism: Anopheles moucheti
Lineage: Eukaryota; Metazoa; Arthropoda; Insecta; Diptera; Culicidae
Gene: Cow
Product: proteoglycan Cow
Exons: 11
Coding region: 1-1950 (649 amino acids)
Biological process (GO): establishment of protein localization to extracellular region
Molecular function (GO): calcium ion binding; protein binding
Source: RefSeq, a predicted model, not a curated record
AUGCAUAAGCUGUGGUUUACCUUCACCGUGUUUCUAGUGCUGGCCACGAUCGGUUCGUACGCGGUCGAUGCCAAGAAGAAGCUGAUCAACAACAAGUACGGCGAUGGUGACUUUGAGUUCAUCGAUGAGGACGAUAAGAGCAAUCAACAGCCGCAACAGGCGAUGGACUCGGUGUCAUCCAUGCAGUUGAAGCAGGACCAACAGCAAAUGAUUCCGGAAAAGAAAAAAUGGAUUCACGACCCAUCAAGUGAUCUCUGCAAACCGCUCAACUGCAAGAAGAAAGAACUCUGUCUACUGGAGGACGCGUACACGGCUGUCUGCGUUUCGAAGAAGGAACUACACAAGAACAAAUUCAUCAGCAGCUAUAACUCACUAGCAAACAGGGAGGAAAUAAUCACCAAGAGCAAAUACUUCGAGGAGGAGGAAGCGAAACGCAAAGCGGACGCAGAGGCAGCAGCAGCAGCGGCAGCAGCUGCCGCCGCCGCGGCUUCCGCCGCUGCAUCGUCCGGCCUGAACGGGGCCAUCGGAGGAAGCGGUGUGGCUGGUGUGACCGAUACCGGCAGCAUGACGUUGAUGGCGGCCAGCGGUGAUAGUAGCACCGGAAGCAACGCAAACGACGGUACGAGCAGCGGGCUGGAGCAUGAGGAGCGCGAGGACGACGAAAGCUCGUCGCAGGAUGACGACGUGUUUUAUGACAGCGAGAAGGAGGAAGACUGUAAACCGUGUCCGGUGGUGAAGCCCACCUAUCUGUGCGGCAGCGACAACUGGACGUACUCGUCGCUCUGCCGGCUGGAGUACCACAACUGCAUUCACACGACGGAAGUGAAGGUCAACUGUAUGGGCUUCUGUCCGUGCAAAGAUGCUGGCCUGCUUCUUGAUCUGAAAAAACAGCAACGGAUGGCUGACCGGAUGAGUGCGUUCAACGCCAAGUACCAGCGGACGAUCGACAGCAAUGACAUCAACGCAGACAACCUCAUUCCGUCCGGCAAGCAGCAGCUCAAGGAGGAAAAGAACCGUCACUACAACCACAUCAACUCGCAGUACACUUUCACGCCCGAGGAGAUCAAGUACGACAACAAGCACUACAAGUACAUCAAGUACACGACGUACAAGGGCAAGUCUUCAUUGCCGUCGGCAUCCCGUCCGUAUGAUGGUUACGGUACGUCCACCAGUGGUUCGACCCGCCUGACAGCCGAGGACAAGCACAAAAUCCGGGGAUACAACGAGAUGCUCGAUAAGCCGACCAGCACCGGCAACGCCAACAACGGCAACAGCAAACCAUCCAAACUGUCCGGCAGCAGCGUGGCACGUUAUCCGAUGAAAUCGAGCGAAUGCAAACCGCAGCAGCUGACGGCCAUCGGUAACCGGCUGCUCGAUUGGUUCUCGGUAAUCAUGGCGGACAGCAAGAAGCGACGUCAGCAUCAGCAGCAGAAGAACAAGGUGCACUUUCCCGCCGCCUGCAAGCUGGAGGCCCGCUGGAUGUUUGGCCACCUGGAUCUGAACAACGAUGGCGAGCUGUCGACGCAGGAGCUGUACGAUCUGGAGCACGAUCAGAACGAGCGGUGCAUCAAACCGUUCAUCGAUACGUGCGAUCUCGAUCAGGACGGCACGAUCGAUCCGCGCGAAUGGUGCCGUUGUUUCGAGAAAACCGACCGCCCGUGUGCUGCCGUCCGGCGACGUCUCGGUAACGAUCUGAGUGGUUCGUACGCUCCAGAUUGUGACAGUCAAGGAUUUUACAAACCGACCCAGUGCCAUCAGGCGGUAGGCGUGUGCUGGUGUGUGGAUGAGCACGGUGUCGAGUUUGCCAACACGCGCACCCGAGGAAAACCCAACUGUGAAGAAAUCAUAAACAAUGCUACAACACUUAACUCCGACGACGAGGAUACGGAAGAUUCGGACGACGACGACGAUAGCCAGGAGGGUAGCGCUGAUCGUCUGCUGGUGUUUUAAAGCGUUGCUAGUACCGGCAACGGUAAAAGAGGUGUCGUUCCUUUAAGAUUUCUUCCAGCUCUCUUUCAUCUAAUGUCUUAGAUUAUAUGUUAUGGUGAUUUUUGGUUUUUUAGAAGAAAAAAACAAACCAAACACAUUUGUUAAAGCUGUAGCUUUACAGUUACUUUAAUUCAACCUGAAAACCACUAAACAUUGUGUGAGAAUGCGUGUAUUGAGUAAUGUAAACGUAUAUAAACAGCCAGCAAAAAAAAACCCAGUAUAGUAGACAAAUCAUCUCCCAUUUCCCGUCCGAACACUCUUAAAACAAACAAACAAAAAACCCACGCGCGUCUGGUGGUGGUGAUGAAGUGUGGCGUAAUAUUUCACAGCGGAACGAACCGUUGGUUGGCUCUUUCUUUCUUUCUCUCGUGUGCCACUUCGAAGAAAUAAUUCCCGUCCUUAGAGAAGUGUUGUAAAGUGCGUGACAUUUGUUAUUGUUGUAAAGCAUCGUGUAAAGCAAACCCCAAUUCAUAUGCUGCUUAUGAACUUUGAAUUAAUUCCAUUUUGCAUCUGUACGUAAAACUUCUAUUGUAAAAACAAAACGUCACGAUUACAAACCAUGAAUACAAUUCAACGCAAAGUUUCCAUCGAUCAGCAUGAUACAGAGAGAAAGAGAGAGAGAGGGAGAGAAAGAG